This is a messenger RNA of Macaca mulatta (Rhesus monkey), 3401 nucleotides long. The record is from RefSeq and is a predicted model, not a curated record. Lineage: Eukaryota; Metazoa; Chordata; Mammalia; Primates; Cercopithecidae.
CGUUAGGAUGAGCCCUCUCCUUCCAGCGCUUUAACUGAUGAAGGUGCUUUGUGUUUGGCGCCCCUGAGGAGGAUGCUGUCUUAGGCCUCUUCCCACUGGCCGUGUGGUGGGCAGAGAUCCCCCUUGGUCCGUCGCACUUCCACCCCGCUGGGGCUCACUCCGGCCUCGGAGCUAGGAGGGAGACAUCCUCGAUGGACUCCCUCUACGGAGAUCUCUUUUGGUACCUGGACUAUAAUGAGGAUGGGGCCUUGGACAUUUCUGAGCUUCAGGAAGGCCUGGAGGAUAUAGGGGUCAUUCAGUCUCUAGAGGAAGCGAAGAAAAUUUUUACUACUGGAGAUGUCAACAAAGAUGGGAAGCUGGAUUUUGAAGAAUUUAUGAAGUACCUUAAAGACCAUGAGAAGAAAAUGAAGUUGGCAUUUAAGAGUUUAGACAAAAAUAAUGAUGGAAAAAUUGAGGCUUCAGAAAUUGUCCAGUCUCUCCAGACACUGGGUCUGACUAUUUCUGAACAACAAGCAGAGUUGAUUCUUCAAAGCAUUGAUGCUGAUGGGACAAUGACCGUGGACUGGAAUGAAUGGAGAGACUACUUCUUAUUUAAUCCUGUUACAGACAUUGAGGAAAUUAUCCGUUUCUGGAAACAUUCUACAGGAAUUGACAUAGGGGAUAGCUUAACUAUUCCAGAUGAAUUCACGGAAGAUGAAAAAAAAUCCGGACAAUGGUGGAGGCAGCUUUUGGCAGGAGGCAUUGCUGGUGCUGUCUCUCGAACAAGCACUGCCCCUUUGGACCGUCUGAAAAUCAUGAUGCAGGUUCAUGGUUCAAAAUCAGACAAAAUGAACAUAUUUGGUGGCUUUCGACAGAUGGUAAAAGAGGGAGGGAUCCGCUCCCUUUGGAGGGGAAAUGGUACAAACGUCAUCAAAAUUGCUCCUGAGACAGCUGUUAAGUUCUGGGCAUAUGAACAGUACAAGAAGUUACUUACUGAAGAAGGACAAAAAAUUGGAACAUUUGAGAGAUUUAUUUCUGGUUCCAUGGCUGGAGCAACUGCACAGACUUUUAUAUAUCCAAUGGAGGUUAUGAAAACCAGGCUGGCUGUAGGCAAAACUGGGCAAUACUCCGGAAUAUAUGAUUGUGCCAAGAAGAUUUUGAAACAUGAAGGCUUGGGAGCUUUUUACAAAGGUUAUGUUCCCAAUUUAUUAGGUAUCAUACCUUAUGCAGGCAUAGAUCUUGCUGUGUAUGAGCUCUUGAAGUCCUAUUGGCUGGAUAAUUUUGCAAAAGACUCUGUGAACCCUGGAGUCAUGGUGUUGCUGGGAUGCGGUGCCUUAUCCAGCACCUGUGGUCAGCUGGCCAGCUACCCAUUGGCUUUGGUGAGAACUCGCAUGCAGGCUCAAGCCAUGUUAGAAGGCUCCCCACAGCUGAACAUGGUUGGCCUCUUUCGACGAAUCAUUUCCAAAGAAGGAAUUCCAGGACUUUACAGAGGCAUCACCCCAAACUUCAUGAAGGUGCUACCUGCUGUAGGCAUCAGUUAUGUGGUUUAUGAAAAUAUGAAGCAAACUUUAGGAGUAACCCAGAAAUGAUGUUGCAUUUUUUGCUUUAGCGUGAUAAUUGAAACUUUCAACAAUCCUUGGAGUGACUUUUUCUCCUCGAAUUGAAACAAGUCUAUGGCAAAAGAAGCUGCAUUUUUUUCACAAAAGGGAAGACGAUAACAAUGGUCACUUCAAACUUUUGGGCUCAAUUAUAUGUACACAGAAAUGUUAAAAAUCAUAGUUUUAAUGUGUUUUGAAAAGGCCACACAAUUAUACUUUGUCUUUUCUUAAUAAUCCUGCAAAUCUCUGCCCUGAAUCCGAAAUCUGAAAAUGUACUUGCUUGAACAAAAUUUGUUUUGUGUGGUAGAGUUAUAAAUCAUUAAUCUUUAUUUUGGGUGGUUCAUGUUUAUGCCAGUUCCUUUAUACUUAAAUGUCUUGUUUUAUAUAUUUUGAAUGUCUUUAUGGAUUUCUUUAAAUUUCCUUGUAAAAGAACCAUUAAUAGAAAAUCAUUACAUUUAAAAUAUACCUUACAGCAAAAGCAUCCAAAGAAGUGUAGGGUUUAUGUCCUUAUUUUUCUCUCAGCUGAAUAGGAGUGAACACAGUGGUAGAAUUUCUAAAGAGAAGUGAUGAAAUUAUAUUUAUUUCAGUGGGCACUUUUCCAUUUUAUAUGUACCGUUAUUUGGUUCCUGGAGUUAUACACUAAUUUUCAGUGUAUUACUGUUAAAUUAUCAACACAAGACAACUUAUUUGAAAGAUUUUGUUUAUUCUACCAUUGCUUAAUCCUUUGACUUAUAUCAGCUUCUGAAGAGCAUCUUUGUUUUCCUUUGUCCUUUGUUUCCUACAUUUUGAAUCAGAUUCCAUUUUAGUCAGGAAGACUUCUUGGGACCGAUCUUAGUAACCUGAAAUUUCUUUUUUAAUUGCAUGAAGUGGGUUGAUCGUGAGCAAAUGACGUGCUUAUUUCUCCCUCAUUGUUGAAUAUCUUUGAACUUGCUGUUCUCAAUUUGGGCAGCACAAAGGUGAGAGAUACAUAUUAAUAGUAGUAUGUAUUACUCUUAUACAUUAGAUACCUAUUUUUAAAUGAAAGGCCCAAUUUGUAAACAUAUGCAUUCAUAUUUUCUCUUGCCCCAAGUUUUAGGAACAUGUUAUGAUAUAGGAGACUUAAUUUAUAAUAAUGAGAGCAUUUUUUUUAAAUUUUACUAAAACCAUUUUUGUAGUCAACUCUCUUUUCUUAUUUGUGUGAUUGGAACAUAGAAAAAUAUUUGCUAGUUGAAGUUAUUAUCAGUUUUUAAUUUAGUUCUUAAACUCAUUUGACUUCUAAUAAUUUCUGUUAUAAAUUGCCAGCAUUUUAAUGAAAAUCUAAUGAUGUAAUAGGCAUUUUCUUUAUUUAAACCUACCUCUUUUAUUUUCUGAACCAAAGAGAAAGAUGGACUGGUGUUUGUGAAACAUUUUUUAAAAUGUAAUUUCAUUUAUAUUAGUUAUGUUUGAUAAAUAUCUUAGUAUUUUUAUAAUAUGAUAAGCCUGGGAUUCUAUUUUAAGGGUUAUUUGUACUUUUGAGUAAUAUAUAAAGUGACAAUAUUAAGGUACAUGAUCAGCUCUUUCUAAUUUUACUCAUAAAAAUUAUGGAAAUGAAUAAUUUUGCUAACUUUUGAAAUUUCAAACUUGUGGAAGAUAUGAAAAUAUUCAUGGUUCAUUAUGAAUUUAAAUUGUUCCCUAUUUAACAUUUGUAAGGUAUGAAUGUGAUUUGUCUGUACAUCUUGUAUCUUUUCCAAAAAAUAAUUCUGUAUCUUUUGGAUAAAAGCCAAGAGUUGAAGAUAGUAUAUUUCUGGCAGUACUGAAUAUUUACUUACAGUUUCUAUCAAAAAUAUAUAUUUGUUUCUAAAAUUA